AUUUUAAAAGGGAAGGAUGCAGUGGACAGUUGGUACAGUGAAAUCAAAGAUUACCACUUCAAUAAGCCUGGCUUCAGCUCGGGUACAGGUCACUUCACCCAGGUGGUUUGGAAGGACUGCAGCGAGGUAGGUGUGGGCUGGCCACAGAUGGGCAAACGAUCUUUGUAGUGGGCCAGUACCACCCAGCUGGCAACAUGUGCAACGCAGGCUACUUUGAGAAGAAUGUCCUACCACUGGGUAGCUCCACCUCUACGCCCCCAAAUGUUUCCCCACAGCCGGAAAGGAGGGGGCCUGAGUGUACUCCAGUCUAAAAUUGCCAGAUCCUCUUCACCUGCAUAUAAGGCUCCUCCUCAGGCAAACGGCACUGACCUGGGCCAGUUCCACAGAGACUUCCUACGGGCGUGUAACAACCAGCGAAUGGCACACGGAGCCCCAGCCCUCACACUGGACCCAGCCCUGAGUCAGGGGGCGCAGGCAUGGGCAGAAACUCUACUGGGAGAGCGGGUGCUGAAGAACUCAUCCUCCUCCCAUGGUGAAAAUAUCUGGGCCAAGACGGGGUCAGCGGGCAUCACUGCUACGGGUCAAGAGGUGGUGGACGCCUGGUACAAACAAGAGGAGAACUAUGACUUCUCCAAACCAGGACAUCAGGACAAAACAGGGCAGUUCACACAACUGGUGUGGCGUAGCUCCAAGGAGGUGGGCGUAGGCAUGGCAAACGGUGGCACGGGGAUGCUCGUUGUGGUGGCACACUUUAAACCGGCUGGCAACAUCAGCAACCCUGGUUACCACGCUCAGAAUGUGAUGCCAAAAGGGUCGAAAGUUACCGAUAAGCCAGUGGAGGUCGUCACUUCGAGAAUGCAGGCGUUGGCCGUGAACUCACUGUCAGACAAUGAGCUUGGCCAGUUCGGCCGGGCUCUUCUGAAGUCUCUGAACCAAUACCGGAGCCAGCACGGGGCAUUACCUCUGGUGCUAAGCCCUGCCCUCACUAGGGAGGCCCAGGAUUGGGCGGCUCACUUGGUGAGCAUCAACACACUGAUGAACAGCGGCAAAGGCCACGGGGAGAACAUAUUCUACUGCUCUGGCUCCAGCACAGCGACCCCUACUGGAUCAGAUGUGGCCGAGUCUUGGUACAAGGAGAUUGAGAAGUAUAACUUCUCAUCCCCUGGUUUUCAGAGUGGAGCAGGUAAUUUCACUCAAAUGGUCUGGAAGUCUGCAAAGCAAGUAGGCGUGGGUUUGGCGACCAGUGGGCGGGGCACGUUUAUCGCCGUGGCGUUCUACGACCCAGCCGGCAACAUCACCAACCCAGGCUAUUUCCAUGACAACGUGAAAACCAAAGGAAGCACACUUUAGUCUGAGCCAUACAUAUGUAGUAUGUAUGCCGGCACUACCAAAGGUUUCUAUAGGAAUGGGGUGCUUAUCUGGGCAAACACGUUGUUGCUGUUAUCUUUGGUUGUUGCUAUGAUUUGUCCUCUUUUGGAAGGCUGAGAAUCUUUUUUUGUUAGUUCAUUGUUUUCCAUAGAUGGCGCCAUUCUAACGCGACAUGCAGUUGCCAGGAGCCAUCAGUGUAGACGGCCGUUGCGCCGUCUUAUGCGAGACAAACUUGACCUUAACUUUUUUAACUUCUAUCUAAAAUGAUACCCUUAAAUUGUUAUUUUCUAACUAACAACAGUAAUUUGGGAAAUCUGUAUAAAUGGCUUAAUAGGAAAUAAUUUUAAUGGUUAUGGGUAUUUUUUUAUAACUGCAAAAUAAAAGUGAGAUUUUCACCAGACAGUUACUUUUUCUGUUACCUCGAGUUAUUUGGCUAUGAACUCGUCCUAUAAUCGUAUUUGUGGCCAAAGCAUAAACUGGAGAAAAAAACUACCUCAAAUAGACCGUUUCAUAAAUGCUUGCUAUUUCCUCAUAGAACAUGAUGUCAUGUUGGCUCGCUGAGCUGGCCAAUCAGUGGCCAACUUGCAUGAACAAUUCUAAUGACCGGUAUACUCCCACACCAUUCUGUUGUUGGGGUAUGUCCACACCAUUCAAACACAUAUAAUAAGGAUCUUUACAGAUCGGUGUCCUACCCGCGGGACGGUUGAGCUAAUGUGCGCUAAUGCGAUUAGCUAUAGGUCAUAUUUCGUAGAAGUCUGGAAACACUGGACAGUUACUUAAAACACGAAAUGUAAUGCCUUUAAUCUCGUGCACGUUUUUGUCAUUUACUAUCCAUGAAUAGAGAAAUGCUCGCUUUUUAAAUGUAUUCAUUGAUGUUUAUCAAACAUGUUGACAUACAGACUGAGACUGCACUAUGUUGACAUACAAGGGGCACUAAAUGGUGGAAUUAAA
This is a messenger RNA of Salvelinus sp. IW2-2015, 2319 nucleotides long. RefSeq names its product GLI pathogenesis-related 2 (gene glipr2). NCBI's taxonomy places the organism in Eukaryota, Metazoa, Chordata, Actinopteri, Salmoniformes, Salmonidae. The record is from RefSeq and is a predicted model, not a curated record.